UCAUUAGCUGUUUUAAUGCUGUAUAACAACUAAAUGAUUAAGAGAGUGCACACUAGAGUUUAGCUGCCGAGGUCUUAUCCUAACCCUACAAUUAGUAACUAUGUGACACUGGGCAAAGAUCCUUUCCCUUCCUCUCUCAAUUUUCUCAUCUGUAGUAUUUGUAACCAUUACUGUAAAUACUGUAACAAUGCCUAUGGUUUGUACUAGAAACCUCUGUAGAGAGCCGGAGAGAUGGCUCAGCAGUUAAGAACACAUGCCACUCUUCCAGAGGACCCUAGUGGAUUCUCAGCACCCAGUUCUAGCGGCUCCCAUCUACCUGUAACUCCAGCUCCACCGUAUCUGAUGUCCCCUUCCGGCCCCUGUGCGCACCUGCCCUCCUGUACACAUAAACCCUGAUACCAUACACAUAAUUUUAAAAAUGAAACAAAUCUUUGAAAAAACACAUCAGUAGAGAAGUUAGAAACAUGUUACAUACCAUUGUAAAAUUGUCACUAGUAUAUUUUUCAAAAAUGAAACUGGAAAAUAGCCAAUCCUGUGUCUAUCGCUCAUCCUUUGGCGUUUUCUACCUGAAAGACUCUACCUAGGAUUCGUGACCUUCCUUUCUCUGCACCCAUCAUCACCCCUAUUCCAAACCUGUAGCCUGGGUUUAAGAAAACACGGAGCUCUGGGGAGAGUUAAUCCCUCGGCAUUUUGAACUUUGCCGUGCAAGAAAACGAAAGACUACUCUUUCCUCCCCGCUUUAACCCUUCUCAUACUGGAGUAACUCAUUUGGGACCCAAGGGUGGAGUCGGUCCCGCUCCCUGGUGCAGCAGUGAAGACAGAUACCGAGGCACCUGUCAGAGGGCUGUGGGCGGGGGCCGGGUCAGCGAGGCCCGCAGAACCGAAGAGUGAGCGCCGUUGAGCGCACGCUCAGAGCAGACAGCUGGAAGCAGGCAGGCCGGAUGGUCUAAGACACUGGGGCUGACCGCCAAAGGGAGGGAAAGGUGGUCAAGGAAACCGGCCAGGCCAAGUACGCGGGGUGACAGCAAGGAAAGUCCACGGCCAGCAGCUGCCGAAGCAGCCCUACACCUUAUGCGCGGACGCAGAGCAGGCGGGAGAGCGAGGACGCGCCGGGCACUGCGCGCUGACCCCGCUGGGGCGCACGGGUGCCAUGUCCUGCGAGCGGCCUCCGCGCACCGACAUCCCUCGCAACCUGAGCUUUAUAGCAGCACUGACCGAGCGCGCCUACUACCGCAGCCAGCGGCCCAGCCUCGAGGAGGAGCCGGAGGAGGAGCCGGGGGAGGGCGGGACCCGGCCCGGUGCCCGCUCCCGGGCUCACGUUCCGGGUCGGGGGCGUAGGGCCCGCUCCGCGCCCGCAGGUGGCGGCGGGGCACGGCCAGCCCGCAGCCGCAGCCCUGACACCCGCAAGAGAGUGCGUUUCGCCGAUGCGCUGGGGCUGGAGCUGGCCGUGGUCCGCCGCUUCCGCCCGGGGGAACCGCCCCGGGUGCCCCGCCACGUGCAGGUGCAACUGCAGAGGGACGCCCUGCGCCACUUCGCGCCGUGCCCGCCGCGCACCCGCGGCCUCCAGGAGGCGCGCGCCGCCCUGGAGCCCGCCCGCGAGCCCGGCUUCGCCGCCCGGCUGCAGGCGCAGCGCAUCUGCCUGGAGCGCGCCGACGCCGGCCCUCUGGGCGUGGCCGGGAGCGCGCGCGUGCUGGACCUGGCCUACGAGAAGCGCGUGAGCGUGCGCUGGAGUGCGGACGGCUGGCGCAGCCUGCGGGAGUCGCCCGCCGCCUACGCCGGCCCGGCCCCGGCCCCACCGCGGGCUGACCGCUUCUCCUUCCGCCUGCCGGCGCCUCCGGUCGGCGGCGCGCUGCUUUUCGCCCUCCGCUACCGUGUGACCGGCCGCGAGUUCUGGGACAACAACGGCGGCCGUGACUACGCGCUGCUUGGGCCCGAGCACCCGGGUGGUGCCGGAGUCGCCGAGCCCCAGGGCUGGAUCCAUUUUAUUUGAGACUGGGCUCCUGCCGGCCACAGCAGGGAAAAAACAAAAACAAAACAAAACCAAAACAAAAAAAAAACAAACAGAGGCACCCAGGCGUGGGGGGAGGCUGUGGCAUCAGGAACCCGGGAACCACGAUUGGCAGAUGGGUGGAGAGCCGUCCCCGAGAGUCAAGCAGAGGUGGCUGGAAACCAUCUGCGAGGCUCAGAGACUUUAGGGUGGAGAACAUCAGCUGGGUGUAAGUGGAAGGAACUCAAGGAAUUCGAGAAAGGAGUCCCAGGCUCUGGAAAGUUAGGCCUCCUUGGGCUAGGAAGCAUUAUUUAUGGAUUGAGCAACCUUGAUGUCUGAAGUCCAGCCCAGUGAAGUCAUUCGGAUUGCUUCCCUCUUACUGGCCUUACCACCUCAGGUCCCCAUGUCCUUCCCAUCCUAGCUUUAUCUGAGCCGAAAUUGCCUUGCUUAACCCCAGGAAUUUGACCAUUGGCCCCUGGGCCCUGGCAGUAUGACAGGAUUCCCUUGACUCUCAGCCGUUUGUGGCUUCAGUCUUCAAGGCACAGUGGGAGAGAGUCUGUCAGCCACCGGACAAGCCUCGUUAGGAAUAUAGAUGGUGGCAAAACUAGCUCCGGGCCUGCCCUUAUAAUAGCCAAAUAAUGGGGCAUCGAAGGGGUUUGCAUAGUCAGGCUUCCAGAAAGAUGAAUGCCAGCCUUACUUUUCUGGGUGCCUUCUUAAAACCUUGAAGCACUUUAUGGACUGUUUGUCAAGGGACAGUGAACCAUGAAAAUCACUCCUGAUUGAUUCUUUGCGCCUCUGAAAAAGAGGAAACCACCGAGUGUCUGUAUGAUUGAGCAGGGUUUUUUUUUUGGGGGGGGGGGCUCCUGUUUCCUCUGUGAGAAACUGGAUUUGAGUUAGGUGGCUCCCUAAGGCUACCUUUUUUUUUUUGGAAAAGGUCUGUAGCCUAGGCUGGCUCUGGCUCUCAGCCCUCCUGUAGCCUCUGCUGUGCUGGGGUUAUUGGUAUGAGCCACUGUGCCCUUAGGGCUACCUUUUGGUGUUUUAUGAUCUGUUCGUGGCACAGUAUAGGUUAGAAACUUUUCUCCAACCUAGUGCCACGGUGAAAGCCCACACAGCAAGCCAGGGGUAGUGGCUGUUUGUGUUUGAGGCCAGCCAGGUAAUAGGAUUGACUACCAGGCUAUCUCGGGCUACCUGAGACUGUCUCAGAAAAUUAAAAGAGGAAACAAGGCUUACCUAGCCCAGUGAGCCUGUGGUUGGGGGUGAGGUAGUUCCUCUCGUUUUGUUUGUUUGUUUGUUUGUUUUGGGAGGGGCGCACAGAUGAUCCAGGACACAGGAAGCAUAACCAGCCCGUAGCCACAGUGCAUUCCACAGCUUCCAAGCCAUAGCUCAUCCUGUGCCAUCUGGUACUUGUUUUUACCUCCACAGACUUCCAGUCUGGGUCCCCUGAGAAAACGGAGAAGAGUAUUGUUGUUAGGGAAAGUGAUGCAUGGGAACCCCAGAAUGAAACAGUGUUAGAACCCUGGAGGUUAUGGGUAUAAGAAAUGGAAAACAAGCCGGGCGGUGGUGGCGCACGCCUUUAAUCCCAGCACUCGGGAGGCAGAGCCAGGCGGAUCUCUGUGAGUUCGAGGCCAGCCUGGUCUCCAAAGCGAGUUCCAGGAAAAGGCGCAAAGCUACACAGAGAAACCCUGUCUCGAAAAACCAAAAAAAAAAAAAAAAAAAAAAAGAAAUGGAAAACAAGAAUGGCACCAGAAGGUGAUAGUUUGAUCCCUAUCCUGGGCCGUUGAAAUGGAAAACCUGGAGUCUAAUGUAAUACCCAUCCACAUUCGCACCUCAUGUCCUUCCUAGGGAGGCGCUACGUUUUUGCUGGUUGUUUCUCCUUUCCUUGUCUUUCUCCCUUCCCUCACUUGUUUCUUUUUAAAGAUUUAUUUAUUAUGUAUACAGUGUUCUGCCGGCAUGCAUGUUUGCAAGCCAUAAGAGGGCACCAGAUCUCAUUGCAGAUGGUUGUGAGCCACCACGUGGUUGCUGGGAAUUGAACUCAGGACCCCUGGCUAGAGCUCUGGACCUCUGAGUCAUCUCUCCAGCCCCCUCACCUGUUUUUUUGAACAGGUAGGGCAUUGAUUUGCCUUUAUUUCCUCCCUGCAUCCUUGCUGGUCUCUGUGGGACAUCCCCUUUCCCUUGAGAGGGGAUGGGGAUUAUAGCUCCUUUUCUUGAAGGCCAUAGUUGAUCCACCAUCUACAGAUGCCUCCUUGACAGUUCUUUUUUUUUUUUUAAUUUAUUUAUUAUGUAUACAGUGUUCUGCCUACAUGCAUGCUUGCAUGCCAGAAGAGGGCACCAGAUCUCAUUACGGAUGGUUGUGGAUGCUAGGAAUUGAACUCAGGACCUCUGGAAGAACAACCAGUGCUCUUAACCGCUGAGCCAUCUCUCCAGCACCCCUUUGACAGUUCUUUAUAGGGGAAAGGAUGUUCCUAAUGUUACAGUUGAACAAGGACCUCCCCCAUCCCUUCCCAUAGCCAGUUUCUCAAAAGAACACCUUCUCACUCCACCUCUUCUCUGACAGGUACCCACACAUACAUUCAGAAUUCAGUUUGGGGCUUGCUCCUUUGCCCCUCCAGGCAUUCCCCAAACAAAUGAACAUCCGAGCAUCAUCUUACCUGGUGCAGAAGACAGUUUGAUGCAUCCUGUGGAUCACCUUCAGAUUCAGCAAAGUAAAGGGAGGCGCUGUCUGGACACCAGUGAACCGUGCACUCUCUAGUCUAGGUUCAGUUGUUAUGACAUCAUUCCUAAUGUGUGUGUGUGUGUGUGUGUGUGUUACUGUUACGUCAUAUUAACAAUAGUAACAGCUCCCAUUUAACUUUUGUGUGCUAAAUGUGUUUUACAUGCAUGUUUAAAAUAGCACUGUGACUUGAGCAUUAUUAUCCCUGUUUUAGAAAUAAGCCUAGGCUCAGUAAUUUGUUCAGGAGUGCAGGAUUGUGAACCCAGGAAGUUCCCACAGUCUGUGUGUGUAACCAUGGUGGUAUGUAUUUUUUCUUCCUUGGAGAACAAAAUUAAAAACUUUGCUAUAUAUCA
Peromyscus californicus insignis is the source of this 5050-nucleotide messenger RNA. It is a transcript of the gene Ppp1r3e, whose product is annotated as protein phosphatase 1 regulatory subunit 3E. Gene Ontology annotation, cellular component: protein phosphatase type 1 complex. Lineage: Eukaryota; Metazoa; Chordata; Mammalia; Rodentia; Cricetidae. Gene Ontology annotation, biological process: regulation of glycogen biosynthetic process. The record is from RefSeq and is a predicted model, not a curated record. Gene Ontology annotation, molecular function: glycogen binding; protein phosphatase 1 binding. The coding region runs from base 1151 to 1990 and encodes 279 amino acids. The transcript is spliced from 2 exons.